GAGGCAAAUUAACGGGAUGUAUUCAAGAGAGUUGGAUAUAGCUCUUCGGGUUAACGGAAUCAAGGGAUAUGGGGAGAAGGCAGGAACGGGGUACUGAUUCUGGAUGAUUAGCCAUGAUCAUAUUGUAUGGCGGUGCUGGCUCGGGGGGCCGAAUGGCCUCCUCCUGCACCGAUUUUCUAUGUUUAUAUAUUUCUACAUAUAUAUAGAAAAUAGAUUUAAUUGUCUUUGAAUGAUACAGCAUGGAAACAGGCACGUUGUCAGACUUGAGGCCAGGCUAACCAUCGAUCACCUGUUCACACCAGUUCUGUUAUCCCACUUUAACAUCCCUUUGGGACAAUUUUUUUAACAGGGGCCAAUUAACCUACGAACCUAUGUGUCUUUGAGAUGUGGGGGGAAACCAGAGCACCUAUAGGAAUUCCAUACAGUCACAAGGAGAACGUGCAAACUCCACACAUACAGCGUUAGAGGUCAAGAUCCAACCCUGGACUCUGCCACUGUGAGCAUCAGCUGUGCCACACAAAAUCUUUAUUAAUUGGUGAACUGAGAACGAUGUGGAUAUUGAAAACUAUAUGUCAAUGAAUCUUUUAUUUUAGAAAAGAUGUGCUUGUAAAAACAAGGAAAUACAGAUGCUGGUCUAACUUCAAGUUCUGAGUUGGAUGAUCAGCCAUGAUCAUAUUGAAUGGCGGUGAGGCUCGAAGGGCCGAAUGGCCUACUCCUGCACCUAAUUUCUAUGUCUAUGUUUCUAACAUGUAGAAUGGAUCAUUGUGUCGGGUCGGGACCCCUCUGAGGUGACAUUUCAGGUUGGGUGACAGAGAUGACAUUCAAAAUGUGAUCUAUGCAUGUUCUUCAGGGAUGCUGCCUGACCCACCCUGCGUUGCUCCAGCACUUUGUGUCUUAUUUUAGACUGUGUUUGAUCAGCUUGAGUUGUCAAUGCCCACAUUCCUUUGCCUUGUGCGUGUGUUGUGUGUGAUGUUUCUUCAUUCUCCCAGCAAGUCUCCCAUCGGAGGCAGGGACCUUGGUGUCUUGCUGGACCUCCCCUGCCUCAGUGAGGUGGGGGGAGGACAGCUGCAGCCCAUUUUACGGUGUGACCUUGAUUCGUCACGGUUUGGCGAGCAGCACAGGACACACCACCACCUCCCUCUGCUCAGCUCUGGGCUCUUCCCACUGGCUGGGAUGCCGGAUAUUACAGGAGCGGGCAAGACAUUACCUGCCCUGAACCCGGGCUCUGUGAGCUGGGAGAGUACAGUGCUUUAGUGCGUGCGGGCUGCUUUCAAUGAGCGCUGUCGCGGUUUGGAUCACACAGUCCCGGCGUUACAUUGUGCGAAACCUCUCUGCCGGGCGACCAGCAGCCCGCCCGGGGAUGUCUCAUGCCUGAAGCUCACCCCAUCUUUCUGUGCAGCCCCUGCGCUCGGCUUCUGUGCGAGUUCUGCCCACCGUCUUAUAGGAGUUUGCAACAAUGCUUUGUUAGCAGAAGAGGUAUAUUUGGACAGCGUUUGGAAGAUACGGUGCAGUGCGAGAGGAAGUUUGGAAGGCAUUUGGCUCCAUUACUAGUGGAACAGUGUGUGGACUUUAUCAGAGAACAUGGACUCAACGAAGAAGGGUUAUUCCGCAUGCCUGGGCAAGCCAACCUGGUCAAAGAGCUCCAGGAUUCUUUCAACUGUGGAGAGAAGCCGCUAUUUGACAAGAACACAGACGUCCACACAGUCGCAUCCCUGCUGAAGCUGUACUUGAGGGAGUUGCCAGAACCAGUCAUCCCGUUUGCAAAGUAUGAGGACUUCCUUUCAUGUGCACAGCUGCUGGCCAAGGACAAAGAAGAGGGUGUCCAAGAGCUGAUCAAACAGGUUGCUGGACUGCCUCAGGCCAAUUACAAUCUGCUCAAAUACACCUGCAGGUUCCUUGAUGAAGUUCAGUCUUAUUCAAGUGUCAAUAAAAUGAGUGUCCAGAAUCUUGCCACAGUCUUUGGACCAAAUAUCUUGCGUCCGAAGCUGGAGGAUCCAGUGACUAUAAUGAAAGGUACCUCCCUGGUGCAGCAUUUGAUGACAGUGUUGAUCAGCGAACAUGCCCGCGUGUUCCCCAUAGUUGCCAGCGACAUCCCGGCGCCAGCCCCCGAGUCCAGGUCACUGAGCAAGCGCUGCCUGGUGGAGUGGGUGUCGGAGGAGGAGAGCGAGGAGACCAAGGCUGACAACCAGGCGGGCAGCGCCUGCGACAGCUCCACCUCGCUGGACGUCAACGUCAGCACCCCCGUGACCGUGGCUAAAACCGCGUCUCGCGAGCGGGCGGACAAGCAACUUGCGGGUAGCACCAGCCCGGGCCGGAGACUGCAAACUCUCCCCGGGUGGAAAUACACCUUCAAGCAGGCGGGCGGGAGAUCGGGCAGCGCCAAGGUGGGCGGCUCCAGCCUAGAUAUUCCCCACUUGUCCGCCAGCGGGAAUUGGCUGAUGAACGGCCUGUCCUCGCUCCGAGGGCACAGAAGGACUUCAUCUGGGGACAGAAUCAAAGAGACUGGGUCCUCUCGCCUGUCCACCUACGACAAUGUACCGUCGUCUAACCUGUCGCUGAGUGCCGGUGACCGGCACAGUGUCGCCAGCACCACCUGGUCCACGUCCUCCUGUGAAAUCUCCGUCGUCGACUCCGGCAGCUCCUUGGCCUGUCGGGAAAGUGACUCCUCCGCGCUGAACGGCACCCAGGGGGAGUGGAGGGCGCAGGGUAGGCAGCCCCGUGGCGAGGCCCAGCGCAGCGAGCCCUUCGAGACCUGCGGCAGCAGUGCCAGCUGCAGCGACAACAGUGAUGCCCUCUUCCCCUCCACUGAACCUGCCAUGUGCUCCAAGGCACUUCAGAGCCUGGUCUCUGAGCUCAAGUGUGAACUGACCAAGCAAAGGGCAGAGUACGAAACCAGGAUCAAAAGGCUGGAGGAGUCGAGUACAGAGCUUCGAGUGCAAGUCAACAGACUGGAAGAGGAGUUGGACCAGGGCAAAAAGAAAUACACCAUGCUGGAAAUAAAGAUGCGCAACGCAGACCGAGCGCGUGAAGAUGCCGAGAAGCGGAACCAACUCCUGCAGAAGGAAAUGGAGAAUUUCUUUGCCACGUUAGGAGACUUUACACUGGAACCCAGGGACACCAACCCCAAAUAGUUCUUAAACCUGCAACAUGCCGGACGGAACCUGAAGACACCCGUUUACAAACUUCAUUGGCGUUUUAUACGAAGCAUAUGCAUUUAUUUUUAAUGUUAUGAUUUUAAUGUGGUAUGAGUAUUAAUAGUCAAUUCUGUUUAGUUCCAUUCAUGCUUUUAUUUGUUGCUGUUGGGAAGCCUGUUCCGGCUCUGGCGGGCUGUUUACAUGUUUGUGUUUCCACGAGUAGGGAUUUGGGAAUUACUUUGUCUCCCGUUUAUGCCCAUUCCAAAGAGUUCCACACACUGCUUCUGCUCAAGAAGCGACCAUGUUUACAAUGCACUGUGUCCCUUUGCCUCUCUGCAAGUCUAGUCUAGCCUUUAUGAUUUUGCCGGUGGGCUUGGUGAGGAAGUUGAAGGCAGAACUUAACAUCUCCCGAGUCAAAUUUGUCACGUUUUCAGUUUACGGUAGAACUCUGGUAGUCCGCUGUCUGAUUGUUCCGAAAACCCAACGGUUUAACAGCCGGCUCUCUCUAUGGGUCGGAGUGCACCGUAGGUGUUUUGAGUGAAGGUCUGGGGCAGCGUUGUGGCGCAGCAGGUUGAGUUGCUGCCUCUCAGCGCCAGUGACCCCUGGUUCAAUCCUGACCUCGGGUGCCAUCUGUGUGGAGUUGCGCAUUCUCCUUGUGACAGCGUGGGUUUCCUCCCACAUCCCAUAGACGUGUGAGAUUGUAGGUUCAUUGGCCUCUUCAAUGGUGUGCAGGGAGUGGAUGCGAAAGUGGGAUAAGAAAGAACUAACGUGACUGGGUGAUCAAUGGUCGGCGUGGCCUCGACACUGGAUCUUUCAAACAAUCAAAUGCAGAUUGGGAAUAGGAGAGUGGGUAGGUAUGCUGCUAGACCUGGGGUUCAGAUUAAGGAGAUACAGCAUGGAAACCAGUCCUUCAGCCCACCAGGACCCUACUCACCAUCAAUGACCCACCUGCACUAAUUCUGUAUUAAUCCUAUUCAAUUUUAAAUUCUCUCCACAUUCCCUUUAAUUUGACCAGAUCCUACCAAGCAUACCAAACUAUGGGCAAUAUACAACUACCAGCAGAUGCACCCAGAGUGCAAAGUCGACACCUGUGGUGAGGAUUGAACCCGGGACUCUGGAGCUGUGAGGCAGCUGCUCUAUCCGCUGUGCCACCGUGCCGACAUUGUCCUGUCAUGUUGCAAUGUCGCUGAGAUCUGUUUCCCCGUGCACCAUUUAAACCCACCAGGGUUCACUGCACGACUGUGUGACAAGUUAAAACCAAAUGACGUAAAAUCCUGUAAGGGUAUUAAUAGUAGCAUCCAAUAAUCCGUGAAAAAAUCCCUUGUUAAUCCCAGUUCAGGUGAGAUGGCAAGAUUACUCUCCAUUCAGCAUUGCCUCUAUAAUCCCCUCAAGUUACUGCCUUAUUCAUUAUUUAAAUGUUAGUAAUCCCUUUUCUGUCUAUUAUAUCAAACAUCAGAAACACUCCUGUGUUAAAAACAUCUGGAACAGUCAGAAUUUUAUUGUACAGUUUAAACUUUCCCUCUGCUGGUCUCUGUCAGGGGAGCAAACAAGAAUUCCAUUGUCAAUUUUAGUUUUCGAUUUCAGAGCCAGCAAAUCUUCGAAGUACACGUCAACUAAAGGUCCGAGCGACUAUCGCCCGACUGCCAACUUGCACAGGGUGUUAUCUCUUUGUCACUAGCAUCACUUAAAAAUAAUAAUUCUGGCUGCUCAGAUGGUGCUGAAUGAGUCUUGUGUUUAAACACUGAGCAAGACUGCCACCUGCAGGCAUUGCCUCAACCCUACAGCAGGUUCAGCUCAGGCAAGAUUGCAACCUUCACCUUCCUAACUCAGCAUUGUCCUAACACCACCGUGAACAGCCCCAUCUUUAGCUCGGGUUGUAAACCUGGAGGAAGAAACUCAGACCAAAGGGAAACGAUUGGCAGACAAUGCAAAAAGAGUACAAACAUUGAAAGAAAGAGCCUCUGAUAAUCUGAUAACCUCUGCAUAAUAGUGCUAAAAUUCAAAGCAUUUCCAUAUCCAUGUUUGAGAAUUAAUUCCACAUUGUUGUAUUUCUGAUUAUGUUUUUUACUUUAGUAACCCCCCCCCUUCUUGUUCACCCUAUAUAAGCGUCAGAAAUACGUCUGUAUCAGACAUCUGGGCGAUACAGUCGGCAAUGAGCUGAUUCACUGCACUAGAGGAAAAAAUACAAUUGAGGAAUUGAAAUGUAGAAAGAUAUUGAAGUACUACUCCCCAUAAGUUGGUCAUUGAAAUACUGACCCUUAAAGGCUAAUCAUUUAGCCUGGUGUGUUAUUAUACGGAUAGAUUCUUAGUAAUGUUUUAUCAUCAUAUUAGUUUGCUAUUUCAUGUUCCCACACCCGCCUUACAUAACCGAGCAAAUUGGCAGAAUCAAAGCACAGAAGUUUCAGGAUAUUCAAAGAGUUCAGACAUGCAGGGAUGAGGAAGUGUGUGAAUUUAUACAAUGAAUUAUAGACUGGAGCACGGGGAAUUGUCAGUAUCUUGUCUGAAUCCUUAAUGUGGCUGUGGUCUUACUGCCUGGUGCAGUCAGCUAAUAGUCCAAGAGACGGGUGUGGAUUAUCUCGGCUCACUACAGGAGAAUGGGAUUAGCUAGGGUUUCCAGAACUGUCCUCUGUGUCUGUUAUGGAAUUGUGUGCAUUCACACACAAAGCCAAAACCUUGUUAAGGCUAAAGCCAAUCAAGCUACUAUCGAUCGCCAUGGUUGCUACCAGUCCGCAGAGUAUUUCCACUGUUUUAUAUUUGAUUUCCAUAGAAGAUAUUUUAUACAAUGGUCUGAAGAGGGGUCUUAACCUUUUCCUUUUCUCCAGAGAUGCUGUCUGACCCGCAGAGUUACUCCAACAUUUUGAGUCUAUCUUUGAAGCUAUUUUGACACUCCUUGCAGUAACAUAUUGGCUGUCCUAAUCCAGUUGCAAUACAUUAUCCUUCAAGUACAAUCAUGUUUUAAGGAGGAGUUGAUCAGAGCUAUAAUAUUUCUGCUGCAGGAACGAACUGCAGAUGCUGGUUUAAACCGAAGAAAGACACAAAAAGCUGCAGUGACUCAGCGGGUCAGGCAGCAUCUCUGGAGAAAAGGAACAGGUGCCAUUCGGGGUCGAAACCCUUCUUCAGACUGGGAGUCAGGGGAAAAGAAGGGUCUCGACCCAAAACAUCACCUAUUCCUUUUCUCCAGAGAUACUGUCUGUCCCACUGAGUGACUCCAGCUGUUUUUGUAAUAUUUCCUCCGCUGUUUGAAACAUUUUCAAUAUUUGACUCGCCACUCGAUUUUAAAAAGGUGUUAUGGAUUGUAUUACCUAUCCCUGUUUGAAAAGUACUCAUAGGGCCCCCGACAGGAUUUAAGCCCUUUAUAUCGUGAACACAUGGUAAUGCAUUCUUGAGGUGGGGGUGGGGAUGUGGGGGGACGACAUAAAAGCCACUUUUGAUUUUGUUUCAAAUCAGGUCCAACAAAUGUUUACAUCUAUUCAGGAAACAUUGGCAGCAGUUUUCAAUGGCCAGCACCUCAGUGGCUGCAGAACACACAUCUGGAUACAGUGUUUAAGAAGGAACUGCAGAUGCUGGAAAAUCGAAGGUAGACAAAAAUGCUGGAGAAACUCAGCG
This is a messenger RNA of Leucoraja erinaceus (little skate), 6740 nucleotides long. RefSeq names its product rho GTPase-activating protein 22-like. The transcript is spliced from 7 exons. The record is from RefSeq and is a predicted model, not a curated record. Lineage: Eukaryota; Metazoa; Chordata; Chondrichthyes; Rajiformes; Rajidae. Bases 1368 to 3131 code for a protein of 587 amino acids. Gene Ontology annotation, molecular function: GTPase activator activity. Gene Ontology annotation, biological process: activation of GTPase activity; signal transduction. Gene Ontology annotation, cellular component: focal adhesion.